Messenger RNA from Zophobas morio, 3340 nucleotides. Its product is annotated as chaoptin-like. The coding region runs from base 425 to 3298 and encodes 957 amino acids. The transcript is spliced from 2 exons. The record is from RefSeq and is a predicted model, not a curated record. Gene Ontology annotation, molecular function: protein binding. Lineage: Eukaryota; Metazoa; Arthropoda; Insecta; Coleoptera; Tenebrionidae.
GUAUUGGCUGUUGGUUUGUCGAAACGCCAGUUUUGUGUUUAUGUUGUUAAUUUUGUCAAUUAAAUGGUCGUGUGUGAUAAUUUCCUGUGAAGCCGUUUCUCGAGUGGGGUUGAGGUACGAAUAGUUUGAAAAUCAAUACAUUCGCGUUCUUUUAUCGUUCCUGCUGCAUUCACACAGUUUUGGAUCUUUUCCAACUAGUGUAAGUCGGAAAAAUAAUAGAGACCGGUCGCCGCUUGAAUAAUAAAUCACAAUCAAAGCAUGGUUAUUCAUUAAUUUAUUUGCCUUGACAUUAUGUAGAUUCUUUAUUCAGCUAAGUUUGAGUGGAAUGAGUUGGUUAAUUAAUGGAAUGUCUCGAAAUCGGCGCCGAUUUAAUAAAAUAGUUUCGUUUGAAUAGUGGAAGUGUGCAUUGACCUACAAUUUUAAAAUGAAAACGUUGGCGCUUGUCUCGUGGAUGCUGCUUUUGACCCCUGAACCUUCUAUCCAACAAUGUUCAACUGAAAUCCAGAAGAACGGUUUACGAACGUUCACUUGUUAUCGCUGCCAAAACACGAACUUCGAGAAUUUCCUGUACGAUUUUUUUGACAACGUGGAUGCGAAUUCCACAUCGCAUCGCCACAACGAAAUCUACAACGUGGUCAUAACGAACUCACAUUUCGCAAACAUCCACUCGUUUGCUCUUCCGUUGCCGAAGAAGCACAAACUCAAGCAGUUUUCUCUCACGAAUUCGUCGGUGGAAGUGAUCGAAGACUACGCUUUUGAAGAAUUCGUCAACGUUACGCUUCUAGACUUGAGUAAGAACAAGCUCAGCGAGAUAUCUUUCGUCAGGACGUUACCGACACGUUUGGAAAUGCUACUCUUGAACGACAACAACUUCGAAUCCAUUAGAAACGUUUUCGAGAAUUUAGUGUCGCUGAAACAUCUGGAUUUGAGCAGCUGCAGACUUAGAACAAUCGAUCCUCACAGUUUCUCCACUUUUACGAAAGAAGUGUUUAUUAGCGUUAGAAAUAACAAUCUAACGUCGUUCGAUGUGGUUUUCGAAGACGGCGUAAGACUAGAAGCGGAUCUAAGUUUCAACAAAAUCAAACACAUUGACACCAGAACGAAACGAAUCUACUUCAGGAGUUUAAACGCCAGCUAUAACAACAUCCAGAGCAUCAGCGACAUAAGUUGUCAAGACUGCAACUAUCACUAUUACCGCAGAAACAUCAACGUUAUAGAUUUUUCCUUCAACGACCUAAACAACACCAACUUCUUGACUGCGCUCAGCGGCGUGAAAACAGAGUGUCUCAAUCUAUCAAACGCUAACAUCGACGAGAAGUUUGACUUCGAGACUUGUCAGAAGUAUGUGAAGAAGAAGCUCGAUUUGAGCAACAAUAACAUCAAGUUUGUCACUCCGAAGAUGUUCGGGGAGCAUUUUCACCUAGUCGUGUUGACUUUGUUUAAUUCGUCUAUAAUCAGCAUUAGUGAGAGAGGGUUCAGCGAUUGUUCAGUCAACGUCUUGAACAUCAGUUCGAACUGGAUGACGGAACUCAAAAAUCACACGUUUGAUAACUGUAGGAUAGCAAAACUUGAUAUUUCGGGGUGUCAUAUUGAUACAAUUGAAGCAGACGCUUUUUUGGGGUUGCAUUUAAGUCACACUUUGGAUUUAAGUCGCAACAGGAUAACGUACAUCCACGUGAACACCUUCCAGAAUUUAUCGAACGUUGACGUGAUAGAUUUGUCGUUUAAUUUUUUGAAGACAGUGGAAGAUGGUUGGUUUGUGGGGUGUCAAGAUUUGAAGAUUUUGGAUUUAUCAAAUUCGGGGGUCGAGGUUAUAAAAAGCGAAGCUUUUUCGGGUGACUUUCAACUGAGGGAAUUGCACUUGGAAAACAACCUUAUUAAGAGAAUCGAUUUUGAUACUAGGAGCGUGAUUGGAGUGAUGAACUUACAAAGCAACAAAUUUGAUACUUUGGAAUUUUCUUUUCUUUUAAGCUCGUCGGCGGUUGUUGUUUUGUUGAAGAACGACUGGUUGACUAGUCUAACCAACCAUUCAGUCGUUGAAACUAGCGUCGUCGAAGAAUUAGAUCUAUCAAACUCGAAGAUUAUCGAUAUCGAUGCUAACGCUUUUCGGGGAUUACGUUUUUUAAGACUUUUAGAUUUGUGUAACAAUCAACUUGUCACAAUCCACCCCAAGACGUUCUUUCCAGUGAAGAGACUCCAACGGUUGGAUUUAAGCGGGAAUCGCAUUAUCACAUUUUCACAAAAUGCUUUUUCUUUUGGUAAUCGGUUAGAAGAACUUGGCAUAUCUUUCGCAGACGCUACUAACUUAGCCCAGAAUACUUUCAUUACGUUGAACCACUUGAAAGUAAUGAACAUUUCAGAUACGAAGGCACUAUCAUUGGAAGGGAAUUGUUUCAAGGGUUUGAUACAUCUGGAAACCCUCAACCUCCACAACGUUGACAUUCUGAACAUCACCACUGGAGUGUUCAACGGCUUAAAUAAUCUUCAAAGCAACGACUUCAAAACUUUGUUCAGAAAUAUAAACAUCAUCAAAAGAGGCACUUUUGAGGGGAUGUCAAACCCCGACACUUUAGAUUUGAGUGGUUUGAAGAUAUUUUCCCUAGAAACAGAAGCCUUCAUCGGUCUCACCAACCUAAAGGAACUAUUUUUGCAAAACAAUCAACUUACAGCGAUCGUUAAUAGUACUUUCUCCGGCUUGAGUUGUCUGAAGACGCUCAACUUAUCGCACAAUAACAUUUAUAUUUUAGAAAUGAAGGCGUUCUUCGGCUUGGUUAAUCUAGAAGUGUUAUCAAUCAGCAACAACAAUCUAACCAAGCUAGCUCUAGGCACUUUCCAGGGAUUCCCGAAUCUAAGAGUGAUGAACUUGCACAGAAACAACGUCAAUAAACUUCUCACUGGCACUUUUUCGAAUUUGAAAAAAUUAGAGGACUUGGAUUUGUCGUACAACAAUAAAACGAAACUGAAGAUGCAGAACUUGAUGCCCUUGAUUGGGUUGAAACGCCUAGAUCUGACCGGAAACCACCUCAUAGCGAUAAGCCACAUGGACUUGAUUUGGUCUUUGAAGAAGUUGAAGUUAGUGGGAAUCAGCGGGAAUAAGUGGCAAUGCGACCACCUCGUCGAAAUGCUGAAAGCAUUUCGAAACUCAGACAUCGACUGGGUGGCCUCUGCAAACGUAACUUUCACACACGAUAACAUAAACGGAAUCAAGUGUUACAACAUUUGUACGAUUUUUUACUGUCCAGACGAAGCUGACGGCUUAUGGAAAAACGAAUCCACCACCAAACUACCUGGAUUUUAAUCGUAUUUUGUAACUGUUGUGUUAAUAAAGUUUUGAAUUCGA